CAUGCUCCCUCCUCUCAGUUCAACUGAUGUCCAAAGUGCAGCCUUGGGGGAUUCAAACCAACAAUAUUACGAGUCUAACCGGGCUCAGCAACCACUCAACUCUGUUGGAGAAACAGAACCGAAGCGCACCUGGCUGCAUGCGGACCAUUUACACCACCCGAAGGAGCCGAUUCGGCAUCAACAUGGCACGUCUCCUCAGCCUUUUAUGCUUGUGCCUGAUUGGGCAAGUUCUGGGCCAAGACAUGCCCUAUGAGGAAUUCAUUGCCCAGAUCCAAGCCUGUCCUAAAGAGUGUCGCUGCCCCGCUAACUUUCCUCGGGCUGUCUACUGUGACAAUAAAGGCCUGAAGAGCAUCCCCAACAUCCCUCCACACACAUGGUAUCUCUACCUGCAGAACAAUCUCAUUGAAGUCCUGUCAGCGGAUGCCCUCCGUAACGCCACCGAGCUGCGCUGGUUGAACCUAAACCGCAACAAAAUCAAUACGAACGGAGUGCAAGAAGGCGCCCUAAGUGCGAUGUCUCACCUGGCGCACCUGUACAUGGAUGAGAAUCUCCUGUCCUCUGUGCCGUCUCCCCUGCCGGCCAGCCUGGAGCAUCUACGUCUGUCUCGCAAUCGCAUCUCCAGUAUCCCUUCUCGUGUCUUCAUUGGUCUCGAUAAGCUCAACCUCUUGGACCUCCAAGGAAACAAGCUGAUGGAUGAUGAUGUGACAGAGGUGAGCUUGAAGGGUCUAACAAACCUGGUGCAGAUCAAUCUCGCCAAGAACCAGCUCAGCAGCAUGCCCAUUGGCUUACCACCCAGCACUACCCAACUUUUUCUUGACGGAAACAACAUUGAAAAGAUCCCAGCUGGCUACUUCAAAGAUUUGCCAAAUGUGGCAUUUCUCAGGCUCAACCACAACAAGCUUGGCAGCGAUGGAGUUCCCACAAAUGUGUUUAAUUUCUCCAGCAUUAUGGACUUGCAGCUGUCCCACAACCAGCUGACCGAGGUUCCCUUCAUUCCCUCCGGCCUUGAACAGCUUCACCUUGACCACAACAAUAUCAAAACUGUGAGUGGCGCCAACAUCUGUCCCGUUGCCGCCGAAGCCAUGGAUGACGAUAACGACAGCGUUCCUCGACUGCGCUACCUCAGACUGGACGGAAAUACAAUCAAGCCACCAAUUCCCAGGGAUGUCGUCCUGUGUUUCCGUCUCUUGAGGUCCAUUGUCAUCUAAAGAACCCCAAAAUUAUGGAGGCAUAUUGUAAUUUCCCACAACUUACCUGUGAAUCUGGACUGUCGUAAUAUUUGCAUGUUUAUGAAUGUUAACAUGAUUUGCGUAGAAUUUGCAUGUUUGUGCAGCUCAAAUGUUGGUCAUUAAUUGGCAUCAAGUUGUUUCACUUCAUAGCUCCUUUCAGUUCCCCAAAACACUCAUUUUGUUGCAGUGAAAUUUAAAUAAAAACGAAAAGAAAGUAAAUUGACGGGGAACUGACUGAUAAGAAGCUUUAUUGAUGCUGCAAUGUGUUGACCACUAGUUGUGCCUUAUGUUGGUGUAAACAUUUUAAUUCAGAAUAAAGAUUUGAUCAUUAUUUAGAAUGAAAGUGAUUUUUGCUGAUAGGAGUACUAAUUACUUGUUGAAGAGGCAUCAUUAACCAUCUUUGAACGGUAUUCAAAAAAUUUUUGGAAAAAUGUUGCUUUACACUCGUAGACUUGAAGCCAAAUGAAUAGUCUUGUAUUUUAAAAUGACUCUAUUCUACAAAUAUGCAUAUUUAACAUAGUUAAUUUAUUUUUAUUUAAUAUUGGAGUAAAAAGAGAAUACAAAGAAAAUCAAUGGACAACUUUCCUUAAUGCUUUUAAAUGCCAAAACACUUUUUCAUUUAUCUCUUUUCUGAAGAAACUGACCAAGGGAAUUCAUUUAAAUUGUCUGAAUUAUGAAUAAAUCCUCUGAAGAUGAGCAUGUGCCUGGUGAAAUUCUUGCAACUUGAAUGUAAAUGUGCAUGUACGAAUAAUAAUUACACAAUUUGUGGCAUGGCAAAACAUCAACACAACAUCAAGAUCCACAUUUAUUAAUCAACCAUGGAAAAGUUCCAUUUAUGUGAAAUGUCUUACAAUAAACUCUG
Pungitius pungitius (ninespine stickleback) is the source of this 2091-nucleotide messenger RNA. RefSeq names its product keratocan (gene kera). Lineage: Eukaryota; Metazoa; Chordata; Actinopteri; Perciformes; Gasterosteidae. The record is from RefSeq and is a predicted model, not a curated record. Gene Ontology annotation, molecular function: protein binding.